Thyridium curvatum is the source of this 702-nucleotide messenger RNA. RefSeq lists its product as uncharacterized. Lineage: Eukaryota; Fungi; Ascomycota; Sordariomycetes; Thyridiales; Thyridiaceae. Gene Ontology annotation, cellular component: endoplasmic reticulum. Gene Ontology annotation, biological process: ergosterol biosynthetic process. The transcript has 2 exons. Bases 1 to 702 code for a protein of 233 amino acids. The record is from RefSeq and is a predicted model, not a curated record.
AUGGCUCCCAAGAAGGGGUCCUCUUCCUCGUCGUCGGGGGGGAUAGGCGGCUGGCUCAAGCUCUUCGCCAUCAUCCUCGGCGUGCUGAGCCCGAUCAUCUACCUCAUCGACCAGAACCUCGACCGGUUCUACAUCUUCGAGCCGGCCAACCUGCACGACGUCGCCAAGCGCGCCAUCGCGGCGCACGGCAACGACACCCAGAGCGUCGUCCACUUCAUCCUCAAGGAGCUGCAGGAGAACCCCAAGACGGCGCCCUACGUCAACGACAACAUCGACAAUGAGUACUUCUUCAACAACGCCGGCGGUGCCAUGGGCGGCAUGACCAUCAUCCACGCCAGCGUCACCGAGUACCUCAUCAUCUUUGGCACGGCCGUCGGCACCGAGGGCCACUCGGGCCGCCACACGGCCGACGACUACUUCCACAUCCUGCGCGGCGAGCAGUGGGCCUACGUGCCGGGCGAGUUCGAGCGCGAGGUCUACAAGCAGGGGGACGUGCACCUGAUGCGCAAGGGCGUCAUCAAGCAGUACCGCAUGCCCGAGCUGUGCUUCGCGCUCGAGUACGCCCGCGGCUGGAUCCCGCCCAUGAUGUUCUUUGGCUACGCCGACCUCUUCACCAGCGUGCUCGACCUGCCGACCGCCUGGUACACGGCCUACUACACGGGCAAGCAGAUGAUUGGCAACCUGCUCAUUGGCAAGUUCUAG